AUGGCCGUCGCAAUGACGCCUUCGUCCUCUCCAUCACCGUCGCGAUCUCGCAUCGUUCGUAUUCGCACAGUUGUGGCCACCGUCAAGCGCAUCUCCUUCGUCGUCUCCACCAUUGCACCACCCCACGAGUUAAACCCUCUCCGACCUACCUUCUCCGUUCCCGAGAUCACGACUUCCAAAACCAUGCCGCUUCGCCUUUUCUCAACUUUCGCCUUCGAUAGACAGUGGAGGUGUUGGAAGAAGAAUGAUGAAUUUGAGUGUCUCGCUACCGAGAUCACUGGGGAAAGGGAAACUGACAACCGGGUGACAAUGUUGGUCUUCUUCUCCGUGGUGAAGGAUGAGGGUGGCCGACACACCGCUGUGUUUGGAUUGAUUUCAGCAGUUCCACUUGAAGCAGGACAAAGAUUUGCCUUGAGAGAGGGUGGCAGAAAAGUUGGUGGUGGUGUGUAUCAUGAGGCAUCGUGUGGGCGGUUACGGCUUUACAGUCUUGGAGAAUUGGAUGAAGAGGGCUUGUUAACCAAACUGGGGAAGAAAAUGGCAGAAUUUCCUUUGGAUCCACCGUUGUCCAAGAUUCUACUUGUCAGUGUGGAUCUUGGAUGCAGUGAUGAGAUUUUGACCAUAAUUGCCAUGAUUCAAACCGGAAAUAAUUUUUACAGGCCAAGGGAAAAGCAAGGCCUAGCAAAUUGGAAGAGGGCAAAGUUUUUUAGCCAGAGGGUGAACAUCUUACUCUACUUACUGUUUAUGAGGCCAAGGGAAAAGCAAGGCCGAGCAGAUCGGAAGAGGGUAAAGUUUUUCCAGCCAGAGGGUGACCAUCUUACUCUACUUAUUGUUUAUGAGGUUUGGAAAGCUAAGAACUUUUCAGGGUCGUGGUGUUUUGAGAACUUUGUUCAAUCUCGAUCGUUGAGAAUAGUCCAGGAUGUCAGGAAACAGCUUCUCACUAUCAUGGAUAGGUACAAAUUAGAUGUUGCGAGUGUUGGAAUUAACUUCACCAAAGUGACGAAGGCUAUCACAACAUGA
This is a messenger RNA of Vigna radiata var. radiata (mung bean), 1017 nucleotides long. RefSeq lists its product as uncharacterized. The coding region runs from base 1 to 1017 and encodes 338 amino acids. Gene Ontology annotation, molecular function: RNA binding. The transcript has 6 exons. Gene Ontology annotation, cellular component: intracellular anatomical structure; catalytic step 2 spliceosome. Gene Ontology annotation, biological process: spliceosomal complex disassembly. NCBI's taxonomy places the organism in Eukaryota, Viridiplantae, Streptophyta, Magnoliopsida, Fabales, Fabaceae. The record is from RefSeq and is a predicted model, not a curated record.